Molecule: messenger RNA, 1440 nt
Organism: Rhopalosiphum padi (bird cherry-oat aphid)
Lineage: Eukaryota; Metazoa; Arthropoda; Insecta; Hemiptera; Aphididae
Gene: Nprl2
Product: GATOR1 complex protein NPRL2
Exons: 9
Coding region: 155-1321 (388 amino acids)
Biological process (GO): positive regulation of autophagy; negative regulation of TORC1 signaling; cellular response to amino acid starvation
Cellular component (GO): GATOR1 complex; vacuolar membrane
Molecular function (GO): GTPase activator activity
Source: RefSeq, a predicted model, not a curated record
GAGUUAUUUUUUUUAACAAUAAUAGAUUUUUUUAAACGGUUUUUAAAUAUCUUUACAGCUAAUUUAUUACCUUUAUAUUAUUUUAUUAUCAGAGAGUAAUAUAUAAUAUUGUAUAUAUAUUUUUAGAUAUAUCUUAACUUAUUAUUUAACAAAAAUGGAACCAUUAGAUCCCUACGAUAAUCCCAUAAAAUGUAUAUUUGUUUGCCAUUUCCAUCACACCGCUGGACCAAAGAUUUUGUGUCAGGUUCCAAAGGAUUUUUUGAGCAAGGAUACGUUUGAGACAGUUAGUGUAUAUAUGAUACCAAAAGGUCAACUUCAAAAAUUUAUAAUUACAAUAACAACAAGGGACAACAAAAUUUUGGGUUAUCCAAUACAAAUUAAUGAUCAAAAAUAUCUUCGUAAUGCAUACUAUUUUAAUUUGUGUUUUGUUUGCGAUCAUAAUUCUCAUACAUUACAUUAUGAACCCAUUGUAAAAAAAUUAUCUACGUUUUUGUUAAACUUAGAAAUAGAAGAUAAUUUUCUUUCUAAAAGUGAUCAAUCAGAAAAGUCUCAAGAAGAAUUAUUGCGUCUGAUGAGUCAAGUAAUGGAAGAUUUGAACUUGUACAAAAGAUGUACAUUAAUAGCACGGCAGUCAAUUAUCUAUUUAAAUGUUAUUGAAGUUUCACGUAAUCCACCUACUCCAUUGGAUUUCGAUGUUCCAUUAUUAGUAUCUGAAAUAGAUUUUUUAGAUGAAAAGUGGGAUUUAACAACCAGACAAGUUGCCCCAUUUAUUGAUGGAGUAAACCAUGUAUCUAAAAUUUCUAAACUUUCUAAAUUGGAUAUUGAAGUGGUUGCUGCUUGUAUUCAAAAUCUAGUUUAUUGUAAUGCCGUUUCAUUAGUAGACUUAUUCCGUUAUAGUAACAUGUACGUAUGUACUACUAAAAUUGGACAACUUGCAAGGAAUAAAAGUCGCUAUGAUGAAGCAAUUAGUGCUAUAUCACGACCAGGUGGACCAAAAGCAACAUUUAAGGACAUAUUCACUAUGUUUUCUGCAAUGAGGCAAGGAUCACGAUUUAUUGAUGUCUGUUUAAGGUUUAAUCCAGUUUCAAUAAAUAUUGAUGAAAGAAAUUUAGUACUCUAUGGUCUUGCUAACGGCUACAUUCGCCAGUUGAGAAAGUAUCCUGUGGUAUUAAAAGAAAAAGAUGUAGAUAAAACAUUUAUGGGGAACUACUACAAUGGCCUAAAUUCGCUCAAUAUAAUUAGCUGUUUUACAAAUUCAGAUGUAUAUCAAUUGGAUGAAGAAAUUGAAAGGGAUAUAAGAAUAGUAUCAGUUUGGAAAUAGCUAGAAACUGUUGUUAUGUUGAAUAAAAAAAUAUUCAAUAAUGUAAAUUGUAAUUUAACAAAAAGUAAUUUUUAUGGUAAAUGGAAUUAAAUGUAAAUAAAAAUAAAAAAAAUUAAUUU